AUGAGUCCCGGCAAGCCUCAAAAAAGCAAAGGCAAAGAAAAGGCUGGUGGAGACAGGGACACAUUGGAUUCUUUGAUUGGCGGGUACGAGAAUACGAGCAUUGGUGAUAGUAAAUCUCACACAGGGCAUUCCAGAAAACAUGAAAGACUCCCUGGCGAUAGACAUUUCGUCGUUGUCCGAGAAUCUCCACCUGGUUCUGCUUCUCGCACGACACGAACAGUCACCCCACCGAGAGGCAAUAGUCCUGCGAAAACAGCUAAAGUACAAGAAAGCCCCAAUGCCUCUCCUCAAACCAGGGAAAAGAAACAUAAAGAAGCUUAUAAAGCCCUCCAUGGAAAAUGA
Botrytis porri is the source of this 342-nucleotide messenger RNA. RefSeq lists its product as uncharacterized. Bases 1 to 342 code for a protein of 113 amino acids. Lineage: Eukaryota; Fungi; Ascomycota; Leotiomycetes; Helotiales; Sclerotiniaceae. The transcript has 2 exons. The record is from RefSeq and is a predicted model, not a curated record.